Molecule: messenger RNA, 795 nt
Organism: Peronospora farinosa
Lineage: Eukaryota; Oomycota; Peronosporomycetes; Peronosporales; Peronosporaceae
Source: the annotation of a GenBank genome assembly
AUGUCGAUGAAUCUCGAGGCUCUGGACAAGGAAGCGCAUGUCUUGCGUACUGCUAUUGACGAUAAUAAUGUCGUCGAAGCGACAAAAGUGCUUGUACAAUUGAAAAUGGCACUUACGACACUCCCAGCGCUUCCUCCAUGCGGAAUCGACUCUCCUACAGCUAAAAUGGAGCUGGAGGUUGCACGCCACGUACUGGAAAGCGCGACGUUGCUGAGCAUUUUGCAAGAAGAUAUGACUGCUUUUGAGCGCAAUAUGAUCCAGCUUAAAGUCUAUUACAGUUGUGGACUACCACUAUCGCCACUGCACUACCCGAUUCUGGGCACAAGGCUGCUGCAGCUGCUUGUGGAGAAUCGCAUGGCGGAAUUCCACAAUGAGUUGGAGCUGCUGCCUGAACAGAGUCGCCAAGAUCCAAAUAUUGCCUUUGCUGUCAAGCUGGAGCAGUAUUUGAUGGAAGGCACGUACAACAAAGUGCUAGAGGCACGCACUAACGUACCCAAUCCGUACUUUCCUUUUUUUCUAUCGCAACUGCUGCAGACCGUUCGUGAGAACAUUGCUGACUGUGCUGAAGUAGCUUAUCAAUGUCUCACGUUGGCCGACGCUCAAAAGAUGCUCAUCUUUGACUCGGCUGCUGAACUUGGUGCCUACAUUCAGGAAGAGAAGACAGAGUGGACUGUGCGCGAAGGUCGAGUGUGGUUCAAGGCACCGGAGAAAUCGUUGGGCGCUUCGGAUAUUCCUUCGUUGAGAUUAGUUGGUGAGACGCUCGCGUACGCUACGGAACUGGACCGUAUCGUAUAA